Erinaceus europaeus (western European hedgehog) is the source of this 3422-nucleotide messenger RNA. It is a transcript of the gene DHX16, whose product is annotated as DEAH-box helicase 16. Gene Ontology annotation, molecular function: ATP binding; RNA binding. The record is from RefSeq and is a predicted model, not a curated record. The transcript has 20 exons. The coding region runs from base 182 to 3313 and encodes 1043 amino acids. Lineage: Eukaryota; Metazoa; Chordata; Mammalia; Eulipotyphla; Erinaceidae. Gene Ontology annotation, cellular component: intracellular anatomical structure; catalytic step 2 spliceosome.
GCUGUCCAGUAGGCCAACUUCGGGCUGCGGGAAACCAAACCAAAGGGCCUAAGUUUGUUUUUUGUUUGUUUGUUUGUUUUGUUUUUCGGUGCGUGUGUGAAGAAGUGGGUUCCGACCCAGAGCACCAAGUCUCCGAUCGGCCAAGCGGCCAGCUCUGCGAGAAGAGGGAAGGUGGGUCGCCAUGGAGACGCCGGCGGGGCUGGAGCGCUGGGUGCAGGAUGAGCUGCACUCGGUGCUGGGGCUCAGUGAGCGGCAUGUGGCCCAGUUCCUGAUCGGUACCGCGCAGCGCUGCAGCUCGGCCGAAGAGUUUGUGCAGCGCCUGCGAGACACCGACACCCUGGACCUAAGCGGACCCGCCCGGGACUUCGCCCAGAGACUCUGGAACAAGGUUCCACGGAAGGCAGUGAUAGAAAAACCAGCUCGGGCAGCUGAGCGAGAGGCCCGAGCCCUGUUGGAGAAGAACCGAUCUUAUAGGCUAUUGGAAGAUAGUGAAGAUAGCAGUGAGGAGACUGUGGGUAGAACUGGGAACAGUCAUCAGAAGAAACAUAAAAAACGGAAACACCUCAGGAAGAAACGUCUGGAGGAAGAGGACGAAGAUGAAGAAGAAGUUUCUGAGAAAAGGAAGAAGAUGGGGGGAAGUACACAGCAGACAGAGAAGCCAGAGUCAGAGGAUGAGUGGGAGCGGAGUGAACGAGAGCGUCUUCAGGACCUGGAGGAACGUGAUGCCUUUGCUGAACGGGUUCGUCAGCGGGACAAGGAUCGAACUCGAAAUGUCCUGGAGCGGUCAGACAAAAAGGCUUAUGAAGAAGCUCAGAAGCGCCUCAAGAUGGCUGAGGAAGACCGGAAAGCUAUGGUCCCAGAGUUACGGAAGAAAUCCCGCAGAGAGUACCUGGCUAAGCGGGAGAGGGAGAAGCUUGAAGACCUGGAGGCUGAGCUCGCUGAUGAGGAGUUCCUUUUUGGGGAUGUGGAGCUGAGCCAGCAUGAGCAACGGGAGCUCAAAUACAAGAAGCGAGUGAGGGAUCUGGCCCGAGAGUACCGAGCGGCAGGGGAACAGGAGAAGCUAGAAGCCACCAAUCGCUACCACAUGCCUGAGGAGACUAGAGGACAGCCAGCACGAGCUGUAGAUACAGUGGAGGAGGAAUCAGGUGCCCCUGGAGAAGAGCAGCGCCGCUGGGAGGAGGCCCGGCUGGGAGCAGCGUCCUUGAAAUUUGGGGCCCGAGAUGCUGCCUCCCAGGAACCCAAGUAUCAGCUGGUGCUAGAAGAAGAAGAGACUAUAGAAUUUGUUCGAGCCACUCAGCUUCAGGGUGACGAGGAGCCAUCAGCUCCACCUUCUGCAACUCAGGCCCAACAGAAAGAGUCUAUCCAAGCCGUCCGCCGCAGCCUCCCAGUGUUCCCAUUCCGAGAGGAGCUCUUGGCUGCUAUUGCUAAUCAUCAGGUUCUCAUCAUUGAAGGAGAGACAGGCUCUGGGAAGACCACACAGAUCCCACAGUAUCUCUUUGAGGAGGGUUACACAAAGAAUGGUAUGAAGAUUGCCUGUACCCAACCCAGGAGAGUGGCAGCCAUGAGUGUGGCUGCCCGAGUCGCCCGAGAGAUGGGUGUAAAACUUGGGAAUGAGGUUGGCUAUAGCAUCCGCUUUGAGGACUGUACAUCAGAGAGAACUGUCCUCCGAUACAUGACAGAUGGCAUGCUUCUCCGGGAGUUCCUGUCUGAACCUGAUCUUGCCAGCUACAGUGUGGUGAUGGUGGAUGAGGCUCAUGAACGGACGCUGCACACGGACAUUCUCUUUGGGUUGAUCAAAGAUGUUGCUCGAUUCCGACCUGAGCUCAAGGUCCUGGUAGCUUCAGCCACCUUGGACACUGCUCGCUUUUCCACCUUCUUUGAUGAUGCCCCUGUCUUCCGAAUUCCUGGGCGCAGGUUUCCAGUUGACAUCUUCUAUACCAAGGCUCCAGAAGCUGAUUACUUGGAAGCCUGUGUAGUGUCUGUUCUGCAGAUCCAUGUGACCCAGCGCCCUGGGGAUAUUCUAGUGUUCCUGACUGGACAGGAGGAGAUUGAGGCUGCCUGUGAGAUGCUUCAGGAUCGCUGCCGCCGUCUUGGCUCGAAAAUUCCAGAACUCCUGGUGCUUCCUAUUUAUGCCAACCUACCUUCCGACAUGCAGGCUCGUAUCUUCCAGCCUACACCUCCUGGGGCUCGGAAAGUGGUUGUGGCAACAAAUAUUGCUGAGACAUCCCUCACCAUCGAGGGCAUCAUCUAUGUGCUGGACCCAGGAUUUUGCAAGCAGAAGAGCUAUAACCCCCGCACAGGCAUGGAAUCCCUCACCGUUACACCCUGCAGCAAGGCUUCUGCUAACCAGCGAGCUGGUCGGGCAGGCCGGGUCGCCGCAGGGAAAUGCUUCCGUCUGUAUACUGCCUGGGCUUACCAGCACGAGCUAGAGGAAACCACCGUGCCUGAGAUCCAGAGGACCAGCCUGGGCAAUGUAGUGCUGCUGCUCAAGAGCUUAGGAAUUCAUGACUUAAUGCACUUUGAUUUCCUGGACCCUCCACCAUACGAGACCCUGCUGCUGGCUUUGGAGCAGUUGUAUGCCUUGGGAGCCCUCAACCACCUUGGGGAGCUCACCACCUCUGGUCGAAAGAUGGCAGAACUGCCGGUAGACCCCAUGCUAUCUAAAAUGAUCUUGGCCUCUGAGAAGUACAGCUGUUCUGAGGAGAUCCUGACAGUAGCUGCCAUGCUCUCUGUCAACAACUCAAUCUUCUACAGACCAAAGGACAAGGUCGUCCAUGCUGACAAUGCCCGUGUCAACUUUUUCCUCCCUGGUGGGGAUCACCUGGUUCUGCUAAACGUUUAUACACAGUGGGCUGAAAGUGGUUACUCUUCCCAGUGGUGUUAUGAAAAUUUUGUGCAGUUCAGAUCCAUGCGCCGAGCCCGGGAUGUGCGUGAACAGCUGGAGGGGCUCUUGGAACGUGUGGAAGUUGGUCUUAGCUCCUGCCAGGGGGACUACAUUCGUGUACGGAAGGCCAUCACUGCUGGUUACUUUUACCAUACAGCCCGCCUGACUCGUAGUGGCUAUCGCACAGUCAAACAGCAGCAGACUGUGUUCAUCCAUCCCAACUCCUCUCUCUUUGAGGAACAGCCACGCUGGCUGCUCUACCAUGAACUUGUCUUGACCACCAAGGAGUUCAUGAGACAGGUAUUGGAGAUUGAGAGCAGUUGGCUUCUAGAGGUAGCUCCCCACUACUAUAAGGCCAAGGAGCUAGAAGAUCCCCAUGCUAAGAAAAUGCCAAAGAAAAUAGGCAAGACACGAGAAGAACUAGGCUAAUGAGGUAAAGACAUAAGCAGAACCAACACCAGUUCUUUUUUUUUUCUUCUGUACAAUAUUUAUUAUAUAUUAAUAAAAAUAUUUUUGGAAUAAAUCUUGUGGGAACUUU